AUGCUGCCUUCGAGAAAUGGUAGCGUAACCAGCGAAAGCCCUUCACAGGCGUCUAAUAAGCGCCGACACGAGCUUGCUGACAGUCAAUCGGACGACGACACGAGAAAACGAAGAAGUACAAGAGUCAAGGAGGUGCCCAACUACUCGCUUUCACGGCCGCGAAAUUCGCGAUCAACGCCUCCGACGAACGGAUCAGCAAACAAGGUUGCCUCUUGUUUGAAAUUGGGAGCUCCCAAGUUCGAAUUAAGUCCUAUUGACACCACUGUUUCUGUUGAAGAACAAAGGCAAAUGGCAAAAAUUAACAUGGCAAAGCUCGUAAUGCAUAACAACUCAUUGGUCGAGGAGCUUUAUCAUCUAGAAAACUUCACGUCACUCGUGUAUUUUAAGCCCGGCGAUCCCAAACAACCAGACUCUUACGAACAGUAUCAAAAAGGCUACCAAUUAUGGCCACAAAUUGACGAUUCCAAACUGGGUAGACGUAGUCGGAGACUUACGGAGAAUAGUGAUCCUUUGAAAAUAGAGAUCGAUCAAAUCAUUGAGAAGCUUCAAAACGAACCAGCAGAGCCGGUUGUUGAGAAGAAAGCCACACUUAAAAAGCCCAAGGAAAGACCUAUAAAGACCGAGGUUGAAGAAGAAAUCAAGGACAUAGAGGUCGAGAGCGACGACUCGGAGGUUUCCAUACCACCGCUAACACCAACACAUAUCAAGAAACUGAAAUUCAAGGUCGAUGUGAAGCCCCAGCUGGUUACUCAUCCGUCCCAUGUUACAUCUCCAAAGUUCAAAAAUUUAAACGAGUUUUUCAAUUCAUACAGAUCAACUAUCGAGGAACCAGGACGCGAUUUGUCCAACGAAGAGUAUUUGGAGUAUCUGCAAUCACAGUCUGAUUUAAUAGACAGAAUCAAACAGGGACUUGAUUCCAAACUCUUGACGUUGGAUUUCAACGAGAACAUUUUCCGUGCUGUUCCUCAAGGUUUUAGAGAACCAACAAUGAUCAAGAAAAAUGCACAAUAUAAUAUGAACCAUUACAAACCUCCACCCGAGCCGUUUAGAUCGAGAAACGAGCUCACUCAUUAUGAUCAUUUGUUGGCUCAAGGGAUACGAUCUUCGAAGCUGAUUCACGAUUUGCGUACUUCUCGAAUUUCCAAGAGUCGGAAGAUUGCCGCAAUGAUCGAGUCUCACUUCAAGAAACUCUCACAAGAACAGGAAAGAAAAGAGCGCGAGUUCGAAAAGAAGAUCGCCAAGCUCGCCAGAGACACCGCAAAAGAGGUCAAGAAGAAGUGGCUGGUGGCUGUUAAAGCAUACAAGAUUCUGGAAGAGCGGGAGAAGGAGCGCGAGCGUGCUGUCAAGAGCAAAGAGCAACUUUCCAAGAUCCUCGACCAGAGUACGAAGAUGCUGGGCGCUCAAGUUGGAAAACGGAGCGCUACUCCAACUUCACGCCAAGGUAGUACUGUUGAAGGAGAUUUCGAGGAAGAGAGCGGUAGUUCUGGUUCCGACGACGACGAGAAUAUGAGCUCCAGCGAGAGCGAAGAUAGUGAAGCAGAAGAGGCUCGUAAUGUGAAAGACGAUAGCAAGCUGACUGUGGAAGAACUUCGUGAGAAGUACAAGAAUAUCGAUUCUGCUCCGAAAGACUCUGACGAUGAGUCUGAGGACGACGAACCAGAUACACUGGCUUCUUUGUAUGGAGUGGAGACCAAUGGUGAGCACAAUAAGGUCAGCGUGGUUGACCAGUUGACCGAGGAACAAAGACAGAAACUGAUUGAGGAAUCUAACGAUCCUAUUCUCGAGGAUAGUAAUGAUAGUGCAGACGAAUCGCUGACGGACUCUGAAUCAGAAUCGGAGUCAUCAGAAGAGGAAGCUUUGUCUGACGACUCUCGUCCUGGCCUUGCUUCGUUGUUCAAUAACAAGAUCAAAGACGAGCCAGGAGAAGCACUUACUCCUCCAUCUUCAGACGAGAUGGACGACGCAGAAGACAAUGCCGCCAUUCCUGAUGUUCCUGUUCCUAUUCUUCUGCGUGGAACGUUGAGAGAGUACCAGAAACAAGGUUUGAACUGGCUUGCUUCGUUGUACAACAGUGGAACCAACGGAAUUCUCGCGGAUGAGAUGGGUCUGGGAAAAACAAUCCAGACCAUCUCUCUGAUUUCGUAUCUGGCAUGCGAAAAGAACAUUUGGGGACCGCAUCUGAUUGUUGUUCCAACUUCUGUGAUGUUGAACUGGGAGAUGGAGUUCAAACGGUUUGCUCCAGGAUUCAAAGUUCUCACCUAUUAUGGUAAUCCCCAACAGAGAAAGGAAAAGAGAAAAGGUUGGAACACUCCAGACACGUUCCAUGUCUGUAUCACGUCGUACCAGCUUGUUGUGCAAGAUCACUCGGUUUUCAGAAGAAAGAAGUGGCGGUACAUGAUUCUGGAUGAGGCACACAACAUCAAGAAUUUCCGGUCGCAAAGAUGGAAAGCGUUGUUGAACUUCAACACCGAACACCGUCUUCUUCUGACUGGUACGCCGUUACAGAACAAUAUCAUGGAAUUGUGGUCGCUGCUGUACUUCUUGAUGCCAUCUUCCAAGGCCGACCAGAUGAUGCCUGAUGGGUUUGCCAACCUGAUGGAUUUCCAACAGUGGUUUGGACGUCCUGUUGACAAGAUCAUCCAGGGAGGCGGAUACGGCUCGAUGCAGGAAGAUGACGAAACAAAAGAGACAGUGAACAAGCUGCACCAGGUUCUCAGACCGUACUUGCUCAGAAGACUGAAGCAGGACGUUGAGAAACAGAUGCCAGCCAAACACGAACAUAUUAUUUAUUGCCGUCUUUCCAAGAGACAGAGACUGUUGUACGAUGAUUUCAUGAGCAGAGCGCAGACUAGAGAGACACUUGCCAGCGGAAACUUCUUAAGUAUCAUCAAUUGUUUGAUGCAGUUGAGAAAAGUUUGCAACCAUCCAGAUUUGUUCGAGGUGAGACCGAUCUUGACGAGUUUGGCAAUGGAGAAGAACGUUGCUUCCAGUUUCGAGCUGAGCGACUUGGUUGUUCGCGGCCAUCUUAGGAGAUCGCAGAAACCGUCGGUUGACCUUGGUUUCUUGAACCUGACUCCAACGCGGGAUUCUAGCUGGAAUUCGUUCAACGCGGACAGUUUAAGAGAAGUUUCAGCUUCCAAAUUGUUUAAGGAGCAGAUCCAGCAACUGGAGGCUGAUUUGAAGCCUGUUGAGCCCAAGUUUGACAACCUCACCAACCAUUACGAGUAUCUGAUUUACAAGGAGCAGGAAUCGUUGGUGGAUCUCUUCAAACAACGUCUUUAUGUGAACGAGUUUAAUUGCGAGAAGAACCCGAUUUACUCGUCGAACCUGUUGGAUUUGGUGAAAUUUGAACGGUUCAGCAAGGAAAACUUCAACCAGCUGGAAGAACUCAAGAUCGUGCAGUCUGUUUCCACGAGGGCCCAAUCGCUGACUGACACUGUCGAAAAGUAUGCCUUUGUCACUCCCAAGGUGGUUACCCAGAACACAAUUGACUUGGAGAUUCCUGACCAGGUGCAAGCCGAGAUACGGCAGCAGCAGCUGGACAAUCCGUUCCACCAGGCGCAGAUUAAGUUGUCGGUGACGUUCCCGGACAAAUCGCUUUUGCAGUACGACUGUGGUAAACUGCAGAAACUGUCGAGUUUGCUGCUGGAUCUGAUCCCAAAGGGACACCGGGUGUUGAUUUUCACGCAGAUGACCAAGGUGUUGGACAUCCUGGAGAAGUUCAUGAACUACAACGGGUACAAGUACAUGCGACUGGACGGAGCCACCAAGAUCGAGGAUCGUCAACUGUUGACGGAGCGGUUCAACAAGGACCCGAAGAUCAAGUGUUUUAUUCUGAGUACGAGAUCUGGAGGACUGGGAAUUAACCUGACGGGAGCAGACACGGUCAUUUUCUACGACUCGGACUGGAACCCGGCCAUGGACAAACAGUGUCAGGACCGGUGUCAUAGAAUCGGUCAAACCAGAGACGUGCACAUCUACCGGUUUGUUUCCGAGUACACGAUUGAGUCGAACAUUUUGAAGAAGGCCAACCAGAAACGGCAGCUAGACAACGUGGUGAUCCAGGAGGGAGAUUUCACGACCGACUAUUUCAGCAAGAUCACGGUCAAGGAUCUGUUUGGCGAGGAAGGAGAAGACGCUGCUGCUGACGACAAGCUGUUGGUGGCCAACCAGGGCAAGUCUGAGAACGAGUUUGCCAAAGUUUUGGAACAGGCAGAAGAUGUCGAGGAUGCACAGGCGGCAGAGGUGGCCAUGAAGGAGGUGAACCUGGACAACAACGACUUCAACGACGACCAGAACGGGCCAGCCAGCACAAAGAGCCCUAGUGUGGCUCAAACACGCAACAAUUCGGUGGAGCCGGACGAUUUUGUGAAACGCAUGGAGGCCAAGAAAGACGACGACGAAGAGGACGAAGAAGAAGAGGACGGCAUAGGACACGUCGACGAGUACAUGAUCAGAUUUAUUGCUGGAGGCUUCUAUUUCGACUGA
Ogataea philodendri is the source of this 4488-nucleotide messenger RNA. RefSeq lists its product as uncharacterized. NCBI's taxonomy places the organism in Eukaryota, Fungi, Ascomycota, Pichiomycetes, Pichiales, Pichiaceae. The record is from RefSeq and is a predicted model, not a curated record. Gene Ontology annotation, cellular component: Swr1 complex. The transcript has a single exon. Gene Ontology annotation, molecular function: ATP-dependent chromatin remodeler activity; ATP hydrolysis activity; histone binding. Bases 1 to 4488 code for a protein of 1495 amino acids.